CGGCAGUGGGACCUGGGUCAUUCGUUGAAACGUGUUCGACUCGGACAGAUUGAUUACGGACAGGAUGGCAAUUAAGAUUGUUCUCGUUGCGGCGCUGGUGGCUGCUGUGGCGGCCCAGAAGACGCCCCGCGGCGACCCCGGCGCCGGUGCCGGCGGACCAGGCGGACCAGGCGGACCACCCGGCAGCCACGGAGGACCGCCGGGCAGCCACGGAGGACCGCCGGGCAGCCACGGAGGACCACCGGGCGGUCCCGCCGCCACCGGCACCCCGCCCCAGCUCGGCGAGGACCUCGGCAACGGAAACUUCCUCGUGUCCAAGUUCUCGUUCGGCCGCGCCAAGCCGUUCACCAACCCGCGCUUCCGCGAGGGCGGCGCCGCGGAGAGGCGCGACCCGCAGCACCUGCCACCGGACGCGCUGGCCAGCCUGACGUCGCCGCGCGACUCGGAGCGCAGCGGCAGCAGCAGCAGCUCGCGGCGCGGCUCCUCGAGCGCCCGGCCGGCCGGCCCGACCGCCUCGGACGGUACUUUUGGCACCAACGGGGCCGGCCUGGCGCCGCGGGGCAGUCAGAGGGGUCAGCCCGGGCCGGCCGGCGGCUUCGGGCAGGGCCAGUUCGGACAGGGACAGUUCGGACAGGGACAGUUCGGACAGGGGGCCUUCCAGGGAGCCGCCGGCGGCUUCCCCUCGGCCCCGACGGCGUUCGCCGGGCAGGGAUUCCCGGCGGGAGCGCAGGGAUUCGCCGGACAGCAGUUCGCCCCCGCCGACCAGUUCGGUCAGCAGGCGUUCCUGCCGCAGCAGCAGUUCGGCGGUCAGCAGGCCUUCCUUCCCCAACAGCAGUUCGGCGGUCAGCAGGCUUUCCUCCCCCAGCAGCAGUUUGCUGGCCAGCAGGCAUUCGCUCCUCAGCAGCAGUUUAUCGGCCAGCCCGAUCCUUUCGGUCAGCAGUCGUUCCCGGGCGCUGGCCAGCAGUUCGUCGGACAGCCCGAUCCGUUCGCCCAGCCGGCUCUAGGCGGCCAGCAGUUCGCUCCGGCGGGCCAGCAGUUCGCUCCAGCAGGCCAGCAGUUCGCCCCCGGUGGCCAGCAGUUCGUCCAGGCUGACCCGUUCGGCCAGCAGAGUUUCGCGGGGCAGCCGGCGUUCCCGGCCCAGCAGGGAUUCGGCGCGCAGCAGGGUUUCGCCGGCCAGUUCCCCACCGCUGGCGGUCAGCAGUUCGGACAGCCGGCGGCCGGCCGGACGGCGUUUGACGCCAGCGCCUCGGCGCCCUUCGGGAGCACGGCGUUCGCGGCGGAGCCGAGCGGCUUCGGCGGAGCGAGGGGGAGUUUCGGGCAGACGCGCGGGGCGACUCGGUUCCAGUAGGGAGUGAGGCGGACGAGUGAGGGGUCUUUCACUCCAGAGUGGCGACUGCGCGCUGUCUGUAUGUCUGUCUGCGCUCCCUGUGUGUCUGUCUGUGUGUGGUUGUAUGUCCGGCUGCCUGUCACCGGGCGCUGAGAGCAAGUCAUGUGUUCAAGUCGGGUCUCAUUGUUUUUUCACAUGCAGUGUCCAUGUUUGUCCCCAUUAUGAACAGUUGCUUAUGUAAGUCAUGAAGCUGCCAUUGAGAUAAAUAUUUAUAAACGAUGGUAAGUAUGCUAAGAAUGAUGAAUGAAAAUGAAUAUUAUGAAGGUGGAACUAUUGAGGAUGAUGCAGCACACACUAGUGCUAAAAUACAUGCAUUUGUAAUGUGCAUUUAUGAAUAUACUGACACAUUGAA
Amphibalanus amphitrite is the source of this 1739-nucleotide messenger RNA. Its product is annotated as collagen alpha-1(I) chain-like. The coding region runs from base 65 to 1348 and encodes 427 amino acids. The record is from RefSeq and is a predicted model, not a curated record. NCBI's taxonomy places the organism in Eukaryota, Metazoa, Arthropoda, Thecostraca, Balanomorpha, Balanidae. The transcript is spliced from 2 exons.